Notothenia coriiceps (black rockcod) is the source of this 4574-nucleotide messenger RNA. RefSeq names its product anoctamin 8a (gene ano8a). Gene Ontology annotation, molecular function: chloride channel activity. The transcript has 16 exons. The annotation marks the transcript as partial. NCBI's taxonomy places the organism in Eukaryota, Metazoa, Chordata, Actinopteri, Perciformes, Nototheniidae. Gene Ontology annotation, cellular component: plasma membrane. The record is from RefSeq and is a predicted model, not a curated record. Gene Ontology annotation, biological process: chloride transmembrane transport.
AUACAAUAGAUGACCACACUCUGCUGUGGCUCCUGAAUCAGAUCCGUUUAGGAAUCCCACAAGUAAGCAUUCAGGUCCGGCAGCACAAACACACCCAGGCAAAUGCCUUCUUCAUCACGACAACGUUUGAGAACUUACUGCGGGGAGCUGAGCAGAUGGGCAUGUACAAGGCCGUCAAACCGCAGUUUGGUGGCGGCAUGCGGCGCUUUUCCUGUGAGGAAGACAAUAUCUAUGAGAACAUAGAGAGUGAGCUCUGCUUUUUCACCUCACAGGAGCGUCAAGGCAUCAUAAAGUAUUGGCUGGACAAUCUGCGAGCGAAACAGGGGGAGUUGCUCCACAACAUUCAUUUCCUGGAGGGACAGCCUAUCAUUCCAGAGCUGGUGGCUCGGGGGGUGAUCCAUCAAAUGUUUCCUCUCCAUGAGCAGAGGAUCCUCAACCAGCUGAUGACGUCUUGGGUCCAGGCUGUGUGUGAAAGGCAGCCUCUGGAUGAUAUCUGUGACUACUUUGGAGUGAAGAUCGGCAUGUAUUUUGCCUGGCUGGGUUUCUACACUAACUCCAUGCUUUACCCUGCCGUCAUCGGCUUUCUGCUCUGGAUACUUGCGGAGGCCGACCAGACCAGUCAGGAUAUCUGCUGUGUGGUUUUUGCCCUAUUCAAUGUUGUGUGGGCGACGUUGUUCCUGGAGCGCUGGAAGAGGAGAGAGGCGGAGCUGGCCUACAGGUGGGGCACCCUGGACACCCCCGCCGAGUCUCUGGAGGAGCCCAGGCCGCAGUUCAGGGGCGUGAAGCGCUGCAGUCCAGUAACGGGCUGCGAGGAGUUCUACUAUCCGCCCUGGAAGAGAGCGAUGUUCAGAUGGCUGGUCAGCCUGCCCAUCUGCAUCCUUUGUCUCUGCUUCGUCUUCCUCGCCAUGCUCCUCUGCCUGGAACUGCAGGAAGUGGUGAUGGAGAUUCAGGAACUACCCAGUAUCACAAGAUUUAUUCCCAAGAUACUGCUGGCCAUUACUGUGACCAUUUGUGAUGAAGUGUACAAGAAGAUUGCCAAAUGGCUCAAUGACAUGGAGAACUACAGACUACAGAGCGCCUAUGAGAAUAAUCUCAUCAUCAAGAUGGUCUUUUUUGAAUUCAUCAAUUCCUAUCUCAGCCUUUUCUACAUCGGAUUCUACCUCAAAGACAUGGAGCGACUUAAGGAGAUGCUUGCCACUCUACUGAUCUUCCGCCAGUUCCUACAGAAUAUCAAAGAGGUCCUCCAGCCUUAUCUCUACGAGCAAAACAAGCUGGGCGUUUUCACCCCCAAGGUGUUGUGGGAGCUCCUUCAAACCAUCGUACUGAAGUACGGCCGCCUGGCUCUGGGAAAGGUCCAGGCCUCGAUGACAGCCUAUUCCUUCCUGGGCUCGAGUGGGAUCCCUGUCAGUCACACGGCCAACGGAAACCCAGAGCAAAAGAGAAGAGGGGAUCUGAAAGCCGGAUUCAGGCUGUCAGAAGAAGAGUGGGACAUGAAUGACGGCAAUCUGAAGAAUCGUAAAGUCAGCUUCACUGAGAAGGUCGACUACCAGGACGUCACGACAGAAGCGCUGCCAGUGGAUCGCAGCUUCCUGGAGGACAGUCCCACAAUGGUGGAGGAAGGGAUGGAUCCGCCCAGUAUGUUUGACAGCUGUGAUGAGGACAGCGAUUGGGAAUCGCCGGCACAGGAAUUGCAGUCUUUCUGUCAGAGAAGAAAGAACGUGAGUGAGGCGAAAGAGAAUAAGAAGUCAUGGAUCGAUCCACCAGAGGAACCCAAAACGGUCACUCUCACUCAAGCUGAGAUUGAGAGCUGUAUGCAGACAUAUGAGGACACGCUUCUGGACUACCAAGAAAUGUUCAUCCAGUUUGGCUACGUGGUGCUCUUCUCCUCUGCGUUUCCACUGGCGGCCAUGUGUGCUCUUAUCAACAACAUCAUCGAGAUCCGCAGCGACGCCCUGAAGCUCUGCACCGGCCUGCAGAGGCCCUUUGGACAGCGGGUGGAGAACAUCGGACAGUGGCAGACUGCAAUGGAGGCCAUGGGCUUGAUAGCUAUUAUAGUGAACUGUUACCUGAUUGGUCAGUGUGGACAGCUGCAGCGUCUGUUCCCCUGGUUGAGUCCUGAGAUGACCAUCAUCUCUAUCGUAUUACUGGAGCACUUUGCAAUCCUCCUAAAGUACAUCAUCCAUGUUGCCAUCCCUGAUAUCCCUGGCUGGGUAGCAGAAGAGAUGGCCAAGCUAGAGUACCGACGAAGGGAAGCUUUCAAGAAGCAUGAACAGCAGGCCCAGCAGCACUUCCAACAUCAGCUGAGACGCCGGCGAGAGGAGGAGCUCCAGCGCCAAGCGGAGCAGCAGGCGGAGGCCCGGCAGGAGAGCGAGCACAGGGCCGACGCCCAGCACCAGCACCACCAUGACAAGGCAUCGGGGGGCAAGGCAGGGGACAAACCCAAGAGACCCAGCUCUCUCCUGGGGAACAACAACGUGAUGAAGCUGAAGCAGAUCAUCCCUCUCCAGGGGAAGUUCUCCUCCGGUACCUCACGCUCCCCAGCCCAGUCCCCAACGGGAGGAGAGGCCAAGCUCCCAGGGUUUCUGAAGUUCUUGAAGUCGCCCGAGGUGAAAAAAGAGCCUGCAGUGGCCACCGGGGCGCAGGGCUCCACGGGGACCUCGGCCUCGCCCUCCACUGGCCCCGAGAGGUCACAGUCCCCCAAUAGGACAUUCAGUCCUGGGAAGCUGUUCAGUUUCAGCAAAUCAGAGGGGACUGUGGUGUGUGUGAACGGGACACAAGCACCGCCCCAACCUGCUAACGCUCAGCCCAGCAGGGGCGACUUAAACUCAAGCCUGGAGGAACUCCCCUCCAAUGAGUCCGAUAAAGGAGACUCAAGACAAUUGACUGAUUCAGAUAAUUCAAAGAGCUAAUAGAUGUUCACUGUACCAGUGUAAUGUUAUGAAAGGAGAGCAGUGGACAAAUGCAACAUUCAAGGACACACCUGUACCGUAGGAGAACACAUUACUCAAAAGGACCACAUGUAAGGUCAGCCAACUUCACUCUUGAUGCAACUUACUUUGCACAAAGUAUUAUACUGUAUUUAUUACCACUUUAUUAACUAGCUUCCAUGUAAGAUAUGUACAGUAAGUGUAACCCUCUGAACAGAGAUGUAGAGACCUUAACUGAAAGGUAAAAUAAUGCAUGACUGCCUGGUUUUCAACAGCACCAGAACCGAUAAUGUUAAUGUAAAUGAUCUUUUUUAUGAAUCAGGACCUGAUCAUGAAUGAGCCAUUUGUCAAAGGACAAUAACAGCAGCUUCCCAUCCCAGGUGUGUUCCUCAUCCUGAUGCCAGUACUGAAUGCAUGUUCUGCAUGCGUUACACCUCCAUCAUAUCUUUUCAGUUGUGAAGCACUUUCCAAGCCAUCAGAUUCUUCCGCAAUAGGUCAGAUUAUAUUCACUGUGACCAUGAAAAAUAUAUUCUAUUUUUCUUAACUUUGAUUUUCUAUGAAUUAUUUUACUACAUGAAUUAGCGAAUGUACUUAUUUGAUGCAAAUAAAUGUCACUUUAAUAAACAUCCAUCAAGAGAUAUAGCAUUGGCUGAUUUUGUUAACAUUGAAAUAUAAUCACUGGGUGGUAGGUAUUUCCUGGAGGGACAUUUAUGUAAACUAAAUUGUUGGGGAAAAUGAUAAAACUGAAAUCAGAAUAUACACACUCUUAUAUCGACACACACUUAAGAAGGAUAUAUUUUCCAGGGAUUUCAAUGGAAUUGAAAACUACAGUUUUUCCACCUACAAAUAAGUGCUGAAAGGUGAUUUUCCUCUGUUACACCGAAAAAACAAAAAGUUGCUGUUUACUAAGAGCUUAAGGACUGUAUGUCAUACUGUGAUCUUUUAAAAAAUGAAACCUGAGAUAGACAGCAAUACAUUUAUACAGUUAACUCAAAGCAAACCAUUUAACAUUAAACACAUUCCGAACUUAAUCAGGCGAUGGAAAACAAACCGUUUCACAAAAGUAGAAUUAGCACACUCUCCUAAGAAGAGCCAGGACAAUAAAACUGUCUCCUGUUUGAAGCCAUAGCAGUGUGUAUUCUACUAUAUAAGCAGCCAGAACGCACAUAUAUACCGGUACUGUGAUGUUUGAACAGCAAAAUGUAAACAGAGAAAACAUUUACAUUUAUGGACUAAACUGUAAGUUGUUCCAAACGCUAUAUCGUACAUGUCAAACAAUUUUCAGCAGUGAUAUUAAUAGCGAGCUCUUUAAUAGUGCAAAUCAAAUUUAGCAAAAUGCUUUUGUUUGUUUGCUUGUAUUCCUCCAAUGUACAAGAACAAAUUAGCUAGAUAUAAUGAAAUAACAGUAUGGCUAACCUGGGGAAGACUAAAUCAGAAUGAGUCGUCUUGUUACCUGAUAAAAGGGUUGAAGGGUCACAAUAUACUGUAUAUAUAUACACGACGAAUACAAUGUUUACCAAAGACCGAUUAUGAUGAGCUUCACUUGAUUCAUGGACAGCAAACAAAACGCUGAUUAUUUAGCCCUGCGGUCAAAAUCUUUAAGAUCCAACACACUUUUCCUUGAUAUCACUCAAACCUACUUAGCAA